Molecule: messenger RNA, 2715 nt
Organism: Cyclospora cayetanensis
Lineage: Eukaryota; Apicomplexa; Conoidasida; Eucoccidiorida; Eimeriidae
Exons: 11
Coding region: 1-2715 (904 amino acids)
Molecular function (GO): protein binding
Source: RefSeq, a predicted model, not a curated record
AUGGAGUUAGACUACGCGGCUGCCGAUGAGGCUCUUCCAACGGAUGCCUCAUCCGCGGGGGGGCUCAUCGAAGGCACGAAUUCACCUUCAGCAACAUCACCAGCUCCCCCCCCAGCACAUGAUGACCUGUGUUACGUGGCAUCCGCCGCAGCCGUCACAACCUCCGCUCAGCAGCACAAGCAGCAGCCGCGACAUGACUCCUGUCCGCUGCGGCUGCAUGCUCCACGGCCGCGCCUCGGUCACACAAUUACCCCUUUUAACCUUCCCAUGCCUACGGCAGCUCCACAGACACUGCCGCAGGCGGAGAUUUCUCCGCUCAGGCAGCACCAGCAACCGCCUCCACACUCUGCCACAUUCCGCAGCAGUAGUCACACCGCUGGCAACGCUGGGGGCACCCGCAACAAGGACGACUCCCUGUGGAUGCGUUCUCUUGUGAGGCCAGUUAUGGUGGGAGGCUGCUGCGCCUCUGCCGCCGCAGCAGCAACCCAAGCAGCGAACCCCGAUGAGCCGCUCCAUAGGAUCGUGGAAAAAGUAACGAAGGCUCCAAAAGACGCUUUCCUAGGAUUUACCGCAGCAGAGGCUGCAGCGUCUCUGCGCCAGACACCGUUGCCGCUGCUGCAACAGGCGGUAUCGGCAGCAGCAGCUGCAGCGGCAGCAACAUCGGGAAGCGGCGCGCAAAGAGUUGCGGGAACGACUCUAGAGAAAGACUGGCUAGAGGCCUACCUAGCGCGUCUUGCUUCUGCUGGAUCUCGCAACUGGCUUUGGUGGAGGCUUCCAUUUGCGAGCACACCCUGUAGUGUAGACUCCACUGGGGCUGCUGCUGCUGCAGAUACACCGGAGCAUCGCAUUCACCAUGCUGCUGCACCUGUUUCCGCUGAGAGGCAGUGCGCAGCCGUUGCCGUCUUUGGAGGCCGCAAGGCAGAUGGCACUCUCGCCAACGAUGAACUUUACCUUUUGGAGGUGACGCAGCUACUCUCGCUGCACGUGCCGGUGUGCAUCCUUGGAGAGCUGCUCUUUCUCGCCCUCUCGACGGCCGCAGCUGAAGCACGAGCAGAAGCGACAAUUGGAAGUGGCGAGUGUAAGGCAACAGAGGCUCCCGCUGCAGCCAUCACGGUGCCCCUCGAUGCUCAAGAAGGUGACGUCGGAGAGCCUGGUUGCAAGGAAAACAGCAGCUGCGUCAGCAGCAGCACUAUUACGCCGCCGUUGCUGCGGUGGCGGAUGCCGCCGUGCGUUGGCAAGAGGCCCUCACCGAGGAUGGGCCAUUCUUUGGUGUAUGCAGAUCCGCAUCUCAUUCUUCACGGAGGGAAAGACGAGCGGGGUCAACUGCUGAGUGACGUGUGGGUGUUGGAUAUAUUUGACUGGAAAUGCGGCUCGCAGUCGGCGGCUCCCGAAGGAAACACGGCGGCCAUGGUGGCUAAGGGCACCACGAACACUGCGGCAGCAGUUCAACGGAAGCCUGCAGUCGCCUUGUGCUGGGUUGCCUUAGAUUUCAGUGCCUGCUCGCCUCUCAGGCCCCCCGGCCGCUUCUUGCACUCGUGCAGCGUCUUUGUCAAGACGACAAAUGAUGGGUCGUGCUGCAUUGUGAUUGCGGGGGGCUGGACGUCUGUGGUACUGCCAAGAGCGCGUCACUACGCCCUUCAAAGAGAUGCAGAGGGUCACUGGAGGCAUUCGCUCCUCCCUGUGCGGGUUGCCAACGCAGCAGAUCAGCGCUUCAUGCACGCGUCCGUGUGCGCCGGAUCAACACUGCUGCUCUCCGGAGGCCUCCGUGUUCGCUCUUCGAUGCCACCCUUGGCUGUCUCUUCACCAAUCGUUUCUCACGAUGCUCUAACCCACCGCAGCGCUUGCUUCCCGCACGUCCCCAUGCCUGCCCUGGUAGGCCACCAGGCAUGGCAGGUCGGCGGACGGAUCUUCUGCUUUGGCGGCCUUAAAGUUAAUGACGAUUGCGGCCCUUUGAACCCUGUCUCAGCGUGUGACGUUGUCUCCUUUGAUGCAUGCAAGCUUCUUCCAACUUCUUCUGCUGAGCACCUGAUGGCGGAUCGGCAUCGAAUGCAUCUCCAGCUGCAGCGUCGUGCAGCUGCACUCAACAAGCGGCCUUUACCUGACGGCACUUCGGAGGAGGAUGCCGAAUCUGACCACUCGAACUGCUGGAAUACAGAUGGGAGCAGUAGCGGGAGUAGCAAGAGUAACAGCAACAGCCCUAAGAUGUGCGCAUCGACAUCGCAGACAACUUCUGCCGGUGGCUGCUUGUCAGAAGCUGGUACAGCGGCAGGACCGGCAGCAGCAGCAGCAGCAUCCGACCCCCCCGCAGCCAGGAGCCUUGACACCUCAUAUGUACGUCGGCCUGAAGGCGGCGAGGUGUUCACGUCAUGGGGCAGCAGCAAGAAGCCUUGUUCAAAGCCUUGGAGCUAUGCCGAUGGACGCUUGCUCUCGGAUGCUUCUCACACAAGCAUUGCAACGGCGCCAGCACCAGCACAAACGGAUGUUGUUGCUACUCGAGCUCUGCAGGAAGUCCAGUCAGCGGUGGUGACUCCGCGUCGCAACCGUCGGUUGGCUGCUCUGCAAGCCAUUGAAUCCUUUAAGCUUCUGCCGGCUGCACCAGUUGCCUCUGUGGCAGGGCCUGUUGCUGCUGGGAGGAGUGGUGCCUUUCACCCCGCAGCAGCAGGCCCCGCCGCAGAGGCAACUGGUGCACCUCAUGGUGGUAGUUACCCUGCGUAG